Funneliformis caledonium is the source of this 275-nucleotide messenger RNA. The record is from the annotation of a GenBank genome assembly. Lineage: Eukaryota; Fungi; Glomeromycota; Glomeromycetes; Glomerales; Glomeraceae.
CUUAUGAUUCUAUUAUGGAAGAUGGUGUGUAUUUAAAAACGUAUUCUGACUUUGUCAUUGAUGCAGACAUAUAUAAAGUUAUACUGAAAGUAGAUGAGUAUCAACACAAGAAAAGGAAAUAUAACUGUGAAGUAAAAAGGAUGUGGAACAUUAUGCAAGCACUUGGUAUUUCUACUCUCUUUAUUUGUUAUAAUCCUGAUAGUUACAUAUUCAAUGGAAUUACAAAGGAUAGUAAUGAUAGAGAGAAAACAAAAAUUGUUAAUGUGUUUGAGUGA